This is a messenger RNA of Ceratina calcarata, 1255 nucleotides long. RefSeq names its product glycerol-3-phosphate phosphatase. Gene Ontology annotation, cellular component: cytoplasm. The record is from RefSeq and is a predicted model, not a curated record. The transcript has 6 exons. Gene Ontology annotation, molecular function: phosphatase activity. The coding region runs from base 94 to 1035 and encodes 313 amino acids. Lineage: Eukaryota; Metazoa; Arthropoda; Insecta; Hymenoptera; Apidae.
UGGCGACGAUGCGUCGGCUGCGCCAGUCGUCUACUAUCGGCCGAUCGACGCAGUCCGUGCGACAUUAACAAGGAGCCUAAUCAUCGCAGGAGUAUGACUAUGCCGAGCGUUAUAAAUCUGACCGAGGCGAGCUUGGACCAGCUGCGAGCGUUCUUUGACUCGUUCGACAUCAUUCUGUCGGACUGCGAUGGAGUCAUAUGGUACCUGGAGAAGCCGAUCCCCGAGGCCAUGAAGGCGGUCACCAUGCUCCAGAACAUAGGAAAGAACUUGUAUCUGGUGACUAACAAUGGCACGAUAAGAUUCAAUCGAUACUGCGAGAAGAUGCGGCAAAACGGGCUCGACAUUAAGCCGGAUCAGGUUAUAAACUCCUCGAAAGUGAUCAGCUGGUAUCUGAAGAAGAUUCAGUUCACCGGCGAGGCUUUCGUGAUUGGUUCCGCGGCUUUGCAGGAAAGAUUGAUAGAAGAUGGAAUCACUGUGAUGCGAGGACCCCCUAAAGUUUAUGACGACGACGUAACCGGAACAUUGCGGGCUGUUCAAGAUCAGCCAUCGAUCAAAGCAGUGAUCGUCGACUUCUGUCCAUUCUUCGAUUGGCCAAAAUUAGCACUUGCCAUCACCUGUCUCCAGAGAAAAGAUGUUCUUUACAUCUGCGGCGCUCAAGACGAGUGGGUCGUUCACGGUCUAAAUAAGAAGGUCAUAGGUCCCGGUCCUUUGAUCAGCAUAAUUACUAAGUACAGUGGGAGGACUCCAAUCGAAUGCGCGAAACCUAGUGAAAUAUUGAGGGACUAUAUCAUGGACACUUUGGAUGUGAAAGAUCCAAAGAGAUGUUUGUUCAUUGGCGAUACAAUUAAUUAUGAUAUGAAAUUUGGAACGAUGUGCGGGUUCCAAAAACUGUUCGUCAGCACGGGCUUGGAUAGUAUAGAGAACGCGACGUUGAACGAGAGCACGCGACCGGAUUUCUAUGUUCCGAGUUUGGAGUUGUUACAACCGAUCAUUAAUUCACUGUAUAAUUCCACGAACGGCAAGGGCGAAAAUUGAUGACGUCGUGGCUUUAGAUUAACAAUUGUUAGGUGAAUUUUCAAAGCAAAGGUUUCGAUUAACCUUCUCGCUUAAGAUGGUGGUGAAUAAAUUCUAUUUCGUUUUGUAAAAAUAUUUCUCACUUGGAAUCCACCCUUAUAAAAAUGUAUAGAGAAUUGUUAAACUAUUUAAGCGAAGCGCAGUGCCUGUGACUGUACAAUAAACAAUAUACAAAAAAAUA